Lacerta agilis (Sand lizard) is the source of this 2871-nucleotide messenger RNA. RefSeq names its product C-C chemokine receptor type 1-like. The transcript has 2 exons. Gene Ontology annotation, cellular component: membrane; cytoplasm. The record is from RefSeq and is a predicted model, not a curated record. Gene Ontology annotation, biological process: chemotaxis; immune response; inflammatory response. The coding region runs from base 415 to 1482 and encodes 355 amino acids. Gene Ontology annotation, molecular function: C-C chemokine receptor activity. Lineage: Eukaryota; Metazoa; Chordata; Lepidosauria; Squamata; Lacertidae.
AACACUUGUCAGACAAACCUUUCAACGCAGGCAGUUUUGAAGACCACCUCAAAAAUACUUUUGUGAACAGUCCUGUGAGUUGAUGGGAAUGCAUUUUUGGUAAUUAUUCGAUUUGGCAACAUAAACUGUAACUCAAAAUUGUGCAAUGAAAAGUCUAGCAAGAUACUUCGGUUUUCAAAACCAUCUGUAGUAGUACAGAAAUAGCUUUUGCUGACCAAAUGAUUACUGUUAGAAGGGAACUAGUCUUGAUUUUGAGCAGCAAUGUUUGGCGGCUAGAAAUUUGCAGAACAAUUCCUUCUUCACAGAGAAAAGGGCUAUUUCUUACUUUCUGGUUUUUACAAUGUUCCUGUUCCAAAGAAUCUAGCUGUCACCACUAUCUUUUAAAAGCAAGCAACUUUGUAGAUUGGGAAGAAGAUGGACGAUUAUACUGAUUUGCCAGAAGAUUAUGGUCUAACCACAUCUUAUUACUAUGAUACAGGCGUAGCCCCAGUCCACAUCGCGGCGGGGAAAUCAUUUGCGUCUUACGUUGUGCCACCGCUUUACUCUUUGGUGUUCAUAUUUGGCCUGCUGGGCAACUCACUGGUGGUUCUGAUUCUCAUCAGAUACAAGAAGCUCAAGAACAUGACUGAUAUCUACCUGCUCAAUUUAGCCAUCUCGGACUUGCUUUUCAUCUUCUCGCUCCCAUUUUGGGCGUAUUACGCAGCGCAUGAGUGGAUAUUUGGAGAUGCAAUGUGCAAAAUUCUCUCUGGGGUCUAUUACGUAGGCUUCUACAGCGGAAGUUUCUUCAUAAUCCUUUUGACUUUCGAUAGAUACCUGGCCAUCGUCCAUGCAGUGUUCGCAUUAAAAGCCAGGACGAUCACCUAUGGCACCUUCACAAGCGUCAUCACUUGGGUUGUGGCCUCAUUAGCCUCUGUGCCAGAAUUUGUAUUUCACCAUGUUCAAAUGGAAUCUGAGACCUACAAAUGUACCAUUCAUUAUCCUUCAAAAAAUGAAAAUGAUUGGAAGCAAUUUUUAACUUUAAUGAGGGUUGUCUUCGGCCUAGCUCUUCCCGCAGUCAUCAUUGUUUUCUGUUACAUGCAGAUUAUAAAGAUUUUGAUUAAGGGUAGAAAUGAGAGAAAGCAGAAAGCUGUCAAGCUUAUUUCUGUAAUCAUGAUUGUCUACUUCCUUUUAUGGAUGCCAUACAACAUCACUCUUUUGUUGCAGACCUAUCAAGAUUCAAUUUUCUCGUGUGACUGGAAAAGCAAUUGUGAGGGAAAGUUAUCUGUAGCCAUUGGGGUGACAGAGAUAAUUGCCAUGAUCCACUGUUGCAUCAACCCUGUGAUCUAUGCCUUUGUGGGGGAAAAAUUUAGGAAAUAUCUCUCUAUCUUUUUCCAGAAGUGUACGUUAGUUCCUCUCUGUCCAGGUCGCGAUCACCCUAGUUUAGACCGGUCUACUUCCUCCUACAUGAGUACAACAGAACAUGACAUUUCUAUUGGUUUGUAAAGUGAUUUCCAGUUGUGUGCUUUUUUGUUUGUUUGUGUGCCUCUGUUAGUUGUUAUGCCUGGGAGUUAUGUCAGACUUCUAAGGAGCAGGGGACUAUCAUGAUGAACUCCUGCACUUUAAAAAAUUUAUAAGUAGGCUAUACUACUGCCAGGCUAGGCAUGGUCAAAUCUGUCACUUUUCAAUUUCGGAAGGUUUCUGAUUUUUCCAUUAUUAUGUUUUGUUCUCAACAUUUCCACAGCAGUUGGAAAUGAUUUUUUUAAGUGUCGUCAUAUAAAUUCUCCAGUAUUUCCACUAAUAUUUUUUCUGUGCAAUGUCUCCUAACAUACACAUUUCUGCAAAUUGAUUUUCUGUAAUAUAAUGUACUUUCAUAUGCCAUUUUUCACUAACGUAUGCAUUCUAAUGGACAUUUUAUAUCCUAGCAUAUGCAUUUUUGUACACAUUAGAACUGAACUGCAAAAUUUGGAGAAAUGCAAAUUUUCAAGGGUCUUGGUUCUUGUAUUGCAUUUGAAAGAACAAAUUAAGUAGCCUUGUCCGCAGAUGCGAACUGAAUCUAUUUUCUCCCCAAUCCCUACACAUAGCACAGAUCUGGGGAAAUCUUUUGUUAGAUUAGAAGAAAUUAAAAUUAAAAUGUUGGUGAAUUUUCUGGAGAACUUAAUAUAUAUGCUGCAGGGAGGACUGUCUAAUAGACUCGCAGAUCGUCCGUGAUCUGUCGGCUCGCAUCAAGGUACAAGUGGCAGGGAUGAUGGGACUAAGAACAGGCACUCUCCAGAGCCACUCCUGCACGCAAGAGACACCUGUUUUUCAUAAUUAUAAGAUUGGGGGGGGGGGAAACCAGGCAUGUUCCAGAUGGAGGAGAGAAGAAGAAGAAGAAAAAACUGCUAAAUUAUACAGUUGUUGGAUGUUGAAUUUUGGACUUUAAAUGGACUCUCAUCUUGAAACGUGGAUUAAGGAGGUGAGUAACCACUAUCUUUCCGUACUUGCUCUAUUACAUCAUGAUUUGGCGAUGCUCAGCCAGAAAGAAUUUAAUUACUUAAACAAACCACAAGAGGUGAAAGUUAUAAUUGAAUGCAUGAUAACCAGCCCUCAAAAACUCUAAGAGAAGUUGGCAAAACAAGAUCAGAUAUGGCAGCUCGGACUGAAGACAGAAACAAAAUGGCGAUCAUUAUUGCGCAGUUACAAAAAAAGGAUUCUUAUGAAAAAGAGCUCCUUUGGACUUAGGGUGUACUGUAUUUCGUUCUAAGAUAUAUCUGCUUGUGUGGAUUAUUUUUAUACAUGAUUGUAGACAGAAAUUGUGGACAGAAGGACGGAGAGCGCUGGAUCCCUGCCAGCUCUUCUAGGGUCUGGAGGAGCUGGGGGGGGAGUGCCCUGCUGUUCUUGGAGGAUUUUUUU